CUGCGCUUUCUCUCGGGAGGAGCUAAGCAGCCUGGCCGCUGAGGCUCUUUCCCGGCAACGCGCCUUCUCCGCUGCUCGGAGCGUCGCUGUUGCUGCUCGGCCACCGGCUCCCUCUGAUCCGCAAGGCAUGUGAUGGCGGGUUGACCGGGGGCGCUUUUCUCUGCUUAGUCAUCCCGCUCCGAGGAAGCGGCUCGCGGGCGCUUAUCUACCCCCCUCGACCGAGCGAGCGAGCCCGGCGGAGCAGCGGCUCUUCCCCCGUCGAAAGAGAGACAGAAGGGCUCCUUCCCGGCAUGGGCACCGAGAGCGGCCGGGCGGCCGUCCUGCUGAGACAAGCGCGCACCCUCAACCUGCAGACCGGCAACCUGCUCAACUGGGGCCGCUUGCGGAAGAAAUGCCCGGCCAGCCCCAGCGAGGAGCUGCGGGAUUGCAUUCAGAAAACUUUAAAUGAAUGGAAUUCAAAAAUUGGCCCGGAUCUGAUGCAGGAAAUUCCAGACAUUAUUGACUGUACUCUCCCACAAGCAGUAGAAAAGAUUAAUUCUGAAGAAAGAGAAGAAUUGAAAGUUUCAGCAAAACUCUUUGUCACAAGAUCAAACUCCUCAUCAAUCAGAGAAGCAGUCAAUAUGACAUGUUCAGCCCUUGGUGUUGACCAGUUAGAUUCUGUGAUCAUUUCUCCCCCUGCAACUGAAGAUGGAAUUAAUUUUUCUUUAGAAUAUUUACAACCUUACUGGACAGAGCUUGAAAAUUUAGUCCAGAACAAAAAGAUUGUUGCCAUAGGGACUUCUGAUCUAGAUAAAACAUUGCUAGAACAGCUGUUCAGGUGGGCACAGGUGAAACCGAGUAGUAACCAAGUGAAUCUUGCUUCCUGUUGUGUCAUGCCACCAGAUCUGACUUUAUUCGCAAAAGAAUUUGACAUUCAGCUGUUAACUCAUAACGACCCAAAAGAACUGCUUUGUGAAACAGGUUUCCAGGAAGCUCUUCAGGAAAGCCUUCCAGAUUGCCGGGGGCACGAAUGGACUCCCCUCUGGCUUCUGCGGUAUUCGGUCAUUGUUAAAAGCAGAGGGAUUAUCAAAUCCAAGGGCUACAUCUUGCAAGCUAAAAGGAUCCCAUCAUCUUAACGCUGAUCUUGAAAACUGGAUACUUUGGAGAGACCCUAUCUCUACUUUAUAUUGAACCUAGCAGUUGUUUUUUUUUUUAAUUGACAAAGUUAUCAUAAAACCCAGAUUGCAUAUGGGAUGGUACUCUUGAGCCUAUUCUUUCAAUUUCAUUUACUUUCACAUACUAUAUGGUGAUCUGUGUUGAGAACAGUUGGCUCGCCUAUAUAAUAUUGUUUUUCAUUAAGAUUUACUAAACUAGGGAUAUUGUAUGUAAUCUUUAGAAUAUUUUAAUGACUAAUAUAAAUUCAAAAUCUAGCUAGCUAUAUUUUGAUUGAAGUAUUUUUAUUUGUAAGGCAUAAUUGACUUGGUAUAGUUUAUGGCCGCUGGGCUGAUAGAAAACUAAAUAAACCACAUUUUGGUGGAAUAAGGUGACUUCACAAGUGGUAAAAAUAUGUGAAAUAUUUAAUAGAGUCAUUAAUUUAUAUUCAGUUCACUACGCCUCAAACAUCUUAUCAGAGUUUGACUAGCCAUGCACAAUUUUUGUUACGUUUGUUGUAUUUUUCUCUUGGCAUAUGUUCAGAAGAUUUUUUUUUUAACUCAGAAUUAUAUGGCUCCAGUGAAGAGUAGAAUUAACUUUUUGAAAAUUGGUUUUGCUGAAGUUAAAACAUACUUAUAUUUUGAAAAAGAUAAAAAGUUGUAUAUAUAAAUUUCAGCAUUGCACUGAGUAUAGCUUUUCAGACAUUUUUAGGAUUUUUUUAAAAACGACCAGAGGUGAAGAUAAGUUACUUUUAAGUUUGUGGGUUCUUCAAAAGAAAUUGAUUCAAUGCUCUUAAGCACUUAAUUUAAUUAGAAAACUGCUGCAGUUAAAUGAAUAUUUUUAUUCAGAUUAUCUCUAAAGAGGUUUGCUUAUUGAGAUUUCAGUAGUUUAACAAUGUACAUUUUUGCCAUUUUAAUGGAUAUUUCUGUGUUAUUAAUGCACAUAUGAAAGUUAUGUAAGAGAUGCAAACUUUAUCUGGAUUUUAAGCUAUUAAUUUAUAAAUGAAAAUGUUAUAGGUAACUUUACUAAAGGUUUUAUUAUGCUUUUCAUACCAUAUUCAUAUCCUUGGAUCCAUUCCGACAUGGAAACCUCUUAUACUUUAUAUUAAAAUAAUUUUGCAUUAGAUGAUUUAUUAGGUGAUGGUGUUUGGAUUCCACAAUAUAUUAAGCAUGAAAAAGCAUUCUUAAUUCAAAUUUCAGUCUUUACCAGGAACUAGGUUCUAUUGAGCUCAUUGAGGUGUUAGUGAAUUUUAAUGCAAUGAGGCCAUGUUUCAGGUUAGUUGGGAAGAGUCCUUAAAAACUUGAGUACAUCACUGAAAUAAAAUUUAUCUGACAACAUUCUGGAGUAAAUUUUGAUGUGCUGCUUGAAAUUAUACACACAAACA
This is a messenger RNA of Thamnophis elegans (Western terrestrial garter snake), 2515 nucleotides long. RefSeq names its product glutamate-cysteine ligase modifier subunit (gene GCLM). The record is from RefSeq and is a predicted model, not a curated record. Gene Ontology annotation, cellular component: glutamate-cysteine ligase complex. Gene Ontology annotation, biological process: glutathione biosynthetic process. Gene Ontology annotation, molecular function: enzyme regulator activity; glutamate-cysteine ligase catalytic subunit binding. Lineage: Eukaryota; Metazoa; Chordata; Lepidosauria; Squamata; Natricidae. The transcript has 7 exons. Bases 291 to 1115 code for a protein of 274 amino acids.